AGAGAGAGAAAGGGGGGGCUACCGUCACGGCGUUUCUUGAUGCACAAGUGUUGUGACCGGGUCGGACCGUUAUUGUCACAUUGUGCGGAUUCCACGCCACACUCAGCGCACUUUGCGGGGACGAAGGCCAGACACAGACGCAUCAAGCCGAAAUGGGGAAGGUGGAAGGAGGAAUGAAAUGUGUGAAAUAUCUUUUGUUCGUGUUCAACUUAAUAUUCUGGUUGAUGGGAUCCUUUGUUCUGGCAGUGGGACUCUGGCUCCGUUUUGACCCAGAAACUGUGUCUCUGCUGAACGGCGACAAGGCGCCAGACACGUUCUUCAUUGGUGUGUAUAUUCUGAUUGGAGCUGGCAGUCUGGUGAUGUUGGUUGGUUUCUUUGGCUGCUGUGGAGCUGUUCGGGAAUCUCAGUGCCUGCUGGGCUCAUUUUUUGCCUGUCUACUGAUCAUCUUUGGUGCUGAGGUGGCAGCAGGAGUGUUUGGAUUUUUAAACAAAGACAAGAUCAUUGAAGAUGUUCAGAACUUCUAUACAACAACCUACAAUGAAAACAAUAACAGCACAUUGAUCACCUCAUAUCAGAAAGUACUAAAGUGCUGUGGAACCACAGCAAGCCCCUGCCCUGAUUCCAAACCAGAUACAAAGGACUGUGAGACCGGCAUCAAGGACUUCUUCAACAGCAAACUCUACAUCAUUGGGUACGUGGGCAUCGGCAUCGCUGGAGUCAUGAUCAUUGGGAUGAUCUUCAGCAUGGUGCUCUGUUGUGCCAUUCGCAACAGCAGGGAGGUCAUCUAAGCUGGAUCCUUGACCUCUCUAUCCCUCACUGUUCCUGUGCCCAGCCCCAAAAGACUGUACAGCCUUCAGAUCAAAUCUGUCCAGCAUCCACCUGGGGACUCAUUAAACUGAUUAUGUUCAAAAAGUUUCUUUCCACUAUGGUGCUCAACCCAGCUCCCUUGACCUGAUCUUCCACAAUUUUCCCUGAAUAUUCCUUCAUUUAUUUGCCACACACUGUCACACUUUCAUAACAUUCUGAAAAGAUGCAGGCCAUUCAGAUAACCAAUGAUAACAGUAGAAUUUCUCAUCGUUAUUUGACAGUCUAUCAAAUUAUUUUGUUUUUCUCAUGGCCAUUUGGCUGCCACUACAAAUUUUAACCCACAUACUGUUGCAGUAGUGUCAGUGCAUUUUCACACAGUCUUGACACUGACCUCUUGGCUGUGGGAAACUUAAGCCAGGCAAAGCAAGCUGAGGUGAAAGCAGCUGAGCUUGCUUAUGUGUGUACAUAAAUGAACACACUCACUCACACAAACACACACACACACACACAAAAAGGCGCCCAGACACUCGAUCACAGCAGUGUUGUGUUAUGUGAGACCACAGACAUGUCAUGUAGGGAAUCCUGAUUGGUGGAAUCAGAGUGAGGUGUCCUGAGAGGGAAAGGCCAGUUUGAGAAUAGAUUCAUUCCCCAGCACUCUUUCUAACACACUUCUGUAUAAACUGUACAUUCAACACAGAGUGGCCUCUGCACAAAAAAUGUGUAGUGAUCCUAAAGAAAUAUGUUCACCAUUUUGUGGGAUACACUCAGCUUGACAGCACUCUCGUGUCUGAGCACUAAAUAUGAAACUAUAGCCAUCAACCAGUGAGUGUAGCUUAGCACAAAGACUGGGAACAGGUGGAAACAGCUAGCCUGGCCCAGCUGACAGGACAGAUGGAUUUUGUAACCCUCAGAAUUUUUUGGGUUGAUUUUGUUGCUUUUGUAUAGGGACAGGCCCGCUGUUUGACCUGUUUCAAAUUUUCACGCUAAACUAAGGUAAGCUGGCUGUAGCUUCAUAUAUGCCACAUAGACAUUAGAGUGGCUUUCAUCAAACUUUCAGCAAGAAAAUGAAUAAGCAAUAUCAGACUUUUCCUUUAAACAUGUACCCAGUGCUUUUGCAUAGUAGCCAAUGUACAAAUAAUCAUACUUACAUUCUGUCAGCAAGGCCAGUGAGUUUAAGAAAUGCUAGCUAUGGUGCAUUACAUAGCUCAAGUUUCAAGAAU
Messenger RNA from Scatophagus argus, 2027 nucleotides. RefSeq names its product tetraspanin-2-like. The transcript has 8 exons. The record is from RefSeq and is a predicted model, not a curated record. Gene Ontology annotation, cellular component: membrane. NCBI's taxonomy places the organism in Eukaryota, Metazoa, Chordata, Actinopteri, Scatophagidae. Bases 153 to 788 code for a protein of 211 amino acids.